Syngnathus typhle (broad-nosed pipefish) is the source of this 5479-nucleotide messenger RNA. It is a transcript of the gene trappc8, whose product is annotated as trafficking protein particle complex subunit 8. Lineage: Eukaryota; Metazoa; Chordata; Actinopteri; Syngnathiformes; Syngnathidae. Gene Ontology annotation, molecular function: protein binding. Gene Ontology annotation, cellular component: cytoplasmic vesicle; phagophore assembly site; TRAPPIII protein complex. The transcript is spliced from 27 exons. The record is from RefSeq and is a predicted model, not a curated record. The coding region runs from base 1085 to 5005 and encodes 1306 amino acids. Gene Ontology annotation, biological process: protein localization to phagophore assembly site; endoplasmic reticulum to Golgi vesicle-mediated transport.
UCGGUGAUAUUUUCUUGCACUUGUGUCAGCGAUUGUCACCUUAUCAGUCCUCGUUGCUUGGCUGGGGAAAGAAGGUGGUGAAAAGGCGAGUGCGGAGGAUUUUAGUUAUUGGAUGGGGAGUUUAAGUCUGUCGGGAUUCCGAUGUAGUUUCAGGGACAGUGGGAGGGAUUCAACUUGAAGUUUAAAUCAAGGAUCAGGGUUCCAAACAAAAGUUAUAGUUUCAAGCCAUCUUUAGAGCUUCUAAUCAGUGUUUCAAGCCAUGCUAAGGAAUUCAAAUUGAGGGUUCAAAGCAGGCUUAAGGUAGAAUUAAACAUUAUUCAUUAAACAUUUCAAAUGGCCAUGUCAAAUGAGGGUUGGGUUUUGAAGAAGGGUUGCAAUUAGGGUCUCGAAGUUGGGUUUGUACUUUAGGGUCUCGAAGUUGGGUUUGUAGUCAGGGUUGCGUGUUGCUAUGGUGACGCUUUUUUCUGGCCGCUCUCUCCUUCCACCUGUCAGACGAAGCUCUUAAAUGUAGCGCCCCCUGGUUCAGUUCGUGGAAAGACGCGCUGACGGAGGCGUGCGCCUCCAAGCAUUUCUCAGAUUUGGGAGAUGGUCUUCUGUCCAGAUCCUCUGACAGCCUCCUCUUCUCCCAAGAUCUCCUCGAGUUGUGUUCCCCUCAGAUGAUUCUCCCAGAUGACCCUUUCCCAAGAUGCUCCUGUUCCCCCAGAUUUUUCCUAAAAGUUGCUUUUCCAGAUCUGCCAAGACUGCUGAUCUUGAGAUUUCUGCCGAUAUAUAUUUUUUAAUCACACUCUUAAAAUUGGGCCCUCUUCUUGAAAAGCUUGUUCUCUUUGAGUCAAGAUGUCCUAAGUCCCUUAUUUGCCAGUCUGCUUUUUCUCCCUAAAUCAUCCAACUCUUCCAAGAUCCUCCUUUUUCAAGAUAUCUGUCCUUCGAUCAAUGAGUUGUUCUCACUUUUGUCCUAGUUCAAAUCCUUCCAGAGUUCUGAAGCCGCCUGCGAUUUCUCUCCGCUGUGUGUUCACCGUCACCACUUUUUGUCUGCCCAGCGAGCACGCCCUGGUUCGAGGUCUACCGGGAGAAUUUCCUUCAGUCCAUGCCGGCCUCUGACCACGAGUUCCUCAACCACUACCUGGCCUGCCUGCUGGUGGUGUCGUCGGGAGAGGCGGCGCCGGUAGAGCAGUUUGUCAAGCUGUCGCAGGAGCAACACCGCAUCCAGCACAGCGGAGACUUCACCAAGCCCAAGUGGUUCAUCCCCAACACGCUGAAGUACUACGUACUGCUGCACGACGUGGGCCAAGGCGACGAACGACGGGCCGAGGCCGUCUACGAGGACAUGAAGCAGCGCUACGGCCCUCAAGGCUGCUACCUUCUCAAGAUCAACUCGCUCGUCGCCGAGCAGGAGGAACAGAUUCAUGACUUGUGGACUCACUACCUGCGCAGCCAGGAUCAAGCGGACGAUAAUGUUGGUCCUGCUGUGAGCUCUUCGGUGGAUAAAAGCGGCAGCACAACACAGGAGCCUUCUGCAGACACAGGUGGCCGUCUGGAGCAGGACUCGGCCAGCGCCUCAAGGGAGGCAGACAUUACGGCAGGGGGCCACGGCGCGUGUCUGACCCUCAGCGACCACGACCGCAUCCGCCAGUUUGUCCAGGAGUUCACCUUCAGAGGCCUGCUGCCUCACAUCGAGAAAAACAUCAGGCAGCUCAACGACCAGCUGGUGUCCCGAAAAGGCUUGAGUCGCUCCCUCUUCACAGCCACCAAGAAGUGGUUCGGUGGCGGCAAAGCGCCCGAAAAAAGCGUCAGCGAGCCCAAGAGCACCGGCGGCCUCCUCUACCCCCCAGAGGCCCCCGAGCUGCAGAUCAGGAAGAUGGCCGACCUGUGCUUCCUGGUGCAGCACUACGAGCUGGCCUACAGCUGCUACCACACGGCCAAGAAGGACUUCCUGUCGGACCAGGCCAUGCUUUACGCCGCCGGCGCCCUGGAAAUGGCCGCCGUCUCGGCCUUCCUGCAAGGCGGAGCCGUGCGCCCAUAUCCUGCCCACUACAUGGACACAGCCAUCCAGACCUACAGAGACGUCUGCAGGAACGUGGUGCUGGCCGAGCGCUGCGCUCUCCUCAGCGCCGAGAUCCUCAAGAGUCAAGCAAAAUACUCGGAAGCGGCUGCGCUGCUCAUCAAAAUGACCAGUGAGGACUCAGACCUGCGUAGCGCUCUGAUGUUGGAGCAGGCGGCCCACUGCUUCAUAAACAUGCGCACUCGCAUGCUGCGCAAGUUUGCCUUCCACAUGAUUCUGGCGGGUCACCGCUUCAGCAAAGCGGGCCAGAAGAGGCACGCACUGCGGUGCUACUGCCAGGCAAUGCAGGUGUACAAGGGCAGGUCGUGGUCCCUGGCCGAGGACCACAUCAACUUCACCGUCGGGCGCCAGUCGUUCACGCUGGGCCGGCCCGAGAAGGCCGCGCAGGCCUUCAAGCAGAUCCUGACCAACGACAGCCGGCAGACAGCCGCGCAGCAGGGCGCGUUCCUCAGGGAGUACCUCUACGUUUACAAGACGGUGAUCAGCCGGAGUGGCGUACGUCUACCUCAGCUGCCGCUGCCAUGCAUCCAUGGCGCUGCCACCAGGGUCUACUUUGGGCACGAGCGCCGCCUAGCCGAGGGUGAGAAGCAGGCUGCCACGCAUGUGUCACUGGACCAGGAGUAUGACGCCGAGCAGGCAGCCAUGUGGUGCAAGCUGGAGGAGCAGCUGGUGGCUGCUGCCAAUCGAGGGGUGGUCCCCGCCAACUUUCAGCCCAGCCAGUGCUACCUCAACAGCCAGACGGACAAUCUGCGCCACCCGCUGGCCGUUGUGGAAGAGCCGGUGGUGGUGGAGGUGGUGUUCAGGAACCCUCUGAAAGUUCCGCUGGCGCUAUCUCGCCUCUCGCUGGUCUGGAAGUUUACGCGCGACACCCACGCUGCUGCCGCCGCGGAGGACGCCGGAGAAGAACUCGUCAGCAACCAGGACACGUUGGAGCAAGAGUCAAGGCAGACAGAUGAUGUGCUCACUACCGAGACCAUCCUGGACUUCCACUUGGCCCCCGAGGAAACCAAAAUGGCUCGACUCAGGGUGCUGCCGCACCGGACGGGCUGCCUGAGUAUCACGGGCGUGGUCUAUGACCUGGCUGCUGCAUCCCCGGCGGAGACGCCGGACGACGAUGACGGUAACAAGAAGGCGCCUGACCAAACCUUUGCUGUCCGUCAGUCACGUGAGAUCCCACACGCCGCUCCUCUCACAGGGCUGCUGAAGGCCGAGACAAUAAUCGUCAGCGGCAAGCAGGACCUGAAGAUCAGAGGCCCGCGACUCAAUCACACCAAAGAGGACAAGAUGUUUGUGCGCUACGGACCCGACCGGCGCUUGGAGCCCAUCGUUACGCCACCGAUGCCCCUCAUGGAGGUGUUCUUCCUGCAGUUCCCGACAGCGCUGCUGUGCGGCGAGAUCCGCAAGGCGUACGUGGAGUUCUGCAACGUGAGCGGCGUGUCCCUAUGCGGCCUACGCGUGGCGUCCACUCACCCCGAAUUCUUCACAUUCGGGAAUCCGUCGGCCGGCACGCCGCUGACGCCGCUUAGCCCCGCCUCUGCCGAGAACUUCUCGGCCUACAAAACCCUGGCGGCGGCACCCGGGUCCGGCGCGGCCUGUGAGACGCUGGUGUCUGCCGACGACUUUGGGCCCACGUCUGACGUGGUGGACGUCCCUGUCGGCGGCACGCUGGAGCCAGGACAUUCCGUGCAGCUCCCGCUCUGGCUGCGAGGACCUGACCAGGAAGGAGUCCAUGAGAUCAACUUCCUCUUUUACUAUGAAAGCCCAGACAAACGAAGCAAGAUCAGCCACCGGGUGGUUCGUCACUCGGUGUUUAUUUGCGCCAGUCGCUCUCUCAGCGUUCAAGCGUCGGCCCACGCCAGCGCCAUACCUCCUCAGCAAGGACAGGACCAGGAUGGCGGCAGCACGCUGGUCUUCAUCGAUGUUGAAAACAUAAACACGAGCGACGCUGGCGUGCGCGAGUUCCACAUCGUCCAAGUUUCCAGUGGCAGUCAACACUGGAGCCUCAGCAAGUGCAUCAACCCGGCCAAGGAUAAAGACUGCAAAGUAAGCAGCAAAGAGCGAGCCAAGCUUUGUUUCAGAGCAGCACCGUGCAAAGCUCGCCGAGCUUCCUUGGACCGCGCCGAGAUGUUCACCUUUGCCGAUGUCAAUCUGAGUGACGAGCGGAUCGUAAGUUCGGCCACGCCCUGCGGCGACUUCUUUUUCCGCUGCCGCCGGACGUCCAAGGCUUGCCGUGCCGACGCCUGCUCCUCGGGGUCAAGGACGCCCUCCGGGGGCAGAAGCCUGGGCGAGGACUUGGUCCGCGUGGUCAACGAGUGCGACCGGCUGGACCUCAACAUUAUUGUCAUCUGGAAGGCUUACGUGGUGGAGGACAGCAAGCAGCUGAUCCUGGAAGGUCAACUCCACGUGGCGCUGCAGGCAGUGGGCGAAGAGGCCACUUCCCUCGCUCCCAAGCAGGACACUCAGGAGAUGGUUCUGCUCAAGUUCAAGUCGGAUCCGCCACCUCCCGCCGUGCCGCCAUCCACGCAACUCUCACGACUCAUCAAGAGCAACCUGCGCUACUCGGAGACAUACGCGCAUGACUUUGCACACGACAGUGUUUGUGUGGUUCCCGUUUGUUUGGUUUUGUCCAACUGCUGCCGGACUGAUGUGGAUAUCACAGUAGACCUCAGGCACAAAACCACCAGUUCUGAGUGGAGCGAGUGCGCGUGUAGCUUCACCUGGGUUGGCCAGACCCGCUACCGGCUGGCGCUUUGUCCCCGGCAGACGCGUCACCUGGAGCUGCAAGCCUGCUUCCUCAUGCCCGGUGUCUACAACAUCAACACGCACGCAGUCUGCGCCGCGCCGUGCCUCGAUGGCCAUCACCGUGACGACGCCAACGCCCAAACGGAGGUUGCGCAGCACGGCGCCGGACCAGCACUUAUUGUCAUCACCGACAGCAGCCAAUGACAUUGCCGCAACACGCACCGCAAGGGCCAACGUGAAGAAGAACCCAAAAGGGAGGCUAGUGUCCUGGAUUUUCAUAAGGAGCUUUCAUGCGACCACUAAAACUGCAGUGUGCGUGCGUGCCACCAGAUGACAGCAUUAGUUGUUCCUUUGGGUCUCAUCAAGGUCAGCUUCAAUUGACAUUUGGGAAGUUGCAAGGUAAAAGAAAAAAAAAAAAGCAAUGUGGUUCACUUUUGACCAAGAAACUGAAAAAGUGCAGCAUGUCUUAAAUGUUUGACGAGCCCUCCCCAUGAAUGCUGCGGGAUGCCGCGAUCAUGUAAUCGGUGCCGGUGUCCGAGCGCGGCAAACUCAGAUUAGAAAGCGAACAAUCUUGAGUUUUGUUUUUAAAUCUGACAAUGGCGCCACCUUUUGUGUUUAUGGUGUAUUAUAUUUAUAACACUUAUCAUGUACAUAGAAAAUAAACCAACUAAUUCUCCA